UCCUCCUCCUCCUCCACCACGACCACCACCACCACCACCACCACCACCACCACCACCAUUCACAGUGACAAAAAACGUAUUCACACAAUGGCUGCUACUACAACUUAUAGCCCAUAUAGGGGGGCAUGCAUGUUUUACAAACAGCCCUUGUAUUAUAUCUUACAUCGCUGAUUUUUUUUGGGGGGUGGGGGAGGGGUGCGAGUUGACGUCACAAAAGUACGAGUUGACGAAAAAACACGUGCGCGUUGACCAAAAAACGUGCCAGAUGACUACCGUGCGAGUUGACUUAGGUACGAGUUGACCGGUACACAAUUUUAUUUGAAUUUAUAGCAAUAAAAAAAUCGGUGCUUUCACGAGAGUUCAGGCCAACCGGAAAUUUGGGCCAAGCGAUUUCAAGCCAUCGGGUUUCAACUGUUUGUAACAAAAUGAGUGAAUUGAAAGGAUCCGAUACAGUAAGAGACUAUAUGAUAUGUUCAAGUUGUUGUGAAAACACUCCUGAGAGUUUUUGUGAAGGAUGUUCUAAAUUCUAUUGUGGUAAGUGCUUGACAUUGCAUAACCAACUAUUCAAGGACCACGUGGUGGCCAGUACUCAGCAGAAAAGUAUGGAAGGAACAUGUACAGAGCAUAUCAACGAGAAACUAGCGCUUUUUUGUGAGCGCCACUGUAAGCAAUGUUGUCAAAUCUGCAUUGCAUUGCACCACAGACACUGCACUAAAACAAGUAUUAAACAACUGUCCAAACCAAGGACAACGGAAAUUGAGUACAUAUUCGCUACAAUCAAAGAGAUACAAGACAAGUUAAAGUUACAAGAAAUAGAAAUAGAUUCAUAUUUAACAUCCUUUGAGAAGUCUUAUAAGUCGACAACCAAGAAUAGGUCAGAUUUUUAUCUUUUGAUUGAAAAGGCAUAUGACCAGUUAAAGAAAGAAACAGAGCAGACAAUGGUUGCAUUUAGAAAUUCAUUAAAGGCAGACGUCGAGCAUUGCAGAAACAUUCACUCAUAUUUGGCACGUUUAGACGAUGCGCUUAAGGACGCGGAGAAAAAAAACGAAGACAGUUUUGCACUGAUAUACAGACAAUGUGCUGAGCAACUUCGAGAGUCAGAAAUAUUUUUAGCCAAUUCAAUAAGGACAAAUUGUUCUUUUCAGUUUGUACCUAACAAAGAAAUUGAGCGUGUCAUUACCAAUCCAACGAGUCUUGGAAGACUAAUCAACCACGGUACUAAAAUCGCAGUGCACGAGAAGUCGUAUCAUGAUAUAAGUGAAAUGUCUGAUAACAAAGGCUCAUGUUGCAUAGUCAGCAUUUGUGAACUACAUAAUGGCCAGUACGUUGUUAUAGACAGCACUAAUAUGAAACUGAAGUUGAUUAACCACGAAUUCAAGAUAAUCAGCAGCUUAAAUGUACCGUACACUCCUACGUGUAUGUGUCGGAUUACUCCAUGUCAUUUCGUUGUGGCAUGUGAAACAAGCUCUUUAAAUAAUGUUGGUAAACCCUGCACAAUAGAGUUUUACGGAGUGUUCAACGACCAGAUUUAUCAGAGACGGAAAUACAACUUGGAACAUUAUUGUACUAGUAUUGCUCACCAUCAGGGCAGAAUGUAUGUCACCUCAGGGACUGCUUUGUACCAUUACAAUCUUGACGGGCAGAAAGUGAAGAAGAUAUAUGAAAAUAAAAGUGGUGACGACACAGUAUGGAAGUGCUCUGUUUCACCCAGUGGUGACAAGAUAGUGGUCAUUAAUAAAAAAAAUAAAUGCCAAAUGCUUGUGCUUGUGGACCGUAAAGGAAGAGGAGGCAUAUUCGAUUAUUCUAACACAGAGCUCCAAGACCCAUCGACUGUGUACUUUACGCCCUUUGGUGAAGUGCUAGUUUGUGGAGCCACUUCAAACAAUGUCAUACUUGUGGACGUCAAUGAACGAAGAACGAUAGCAACUUUAGCAACACAGGACCAUGGAAUACAUGCGCCGCUAUCAAUAUGGUACAGCGACGGCAACCACAAGCUUGUGAUUGGUCAACGUAAUAAUAACAAUCUUAUAGUGUUAACAGUAUUGAUUUAACAGAGAAUCCAAUGCAACAACAACAAACAAAUACCACAUAGCAGAGCCUUUACAAAAACACAUUAAAAGAAAAACAACUAUAAUAAUAUGGAGUUUGUACAUGUGUGCAAAAGGAAUUGUUAAAUCGUAUUUUUAUACCGGUAUUGCAUACAAUAAUAUUAAAAAUUAAAUUAAAUAGUUAUGUACAAAUAUUUUUAUUUAUUUAGGCCUGUUUUUCAAAACCCUAUUUAAAAAACCAAACCUCUUAAGUUAUAAAUUGGAUUUUUCUAGAAUGCAGUUGUAUUAUUGCAGCAAUAAGUUUAUAUUUUAACAAAUGCUGAUGUUAAAUCUUAAUGUGUUGGUGUAUACUUUUCUAGAACAGACGUCGUAAAUUGUACAAAGAAUGCCCCUACUUUGGUAUUCCUAUCAAAUGAGACGCAUGAACAUAAUUUAAAUUGAGAAAAACGUCGAUUUAGACCACUUCGUAUACCGCGAAAUUGGUAAAUCACACUGAGAGAAUGUGCAUGGCACAAGAGUCAUAACUAUUGCUUCUAUAUGUAUAUUUUAGAGUAAUUUCGCCUUUGUAUUAAAAAAUAUUAUUCUUAUUCAAAUUUUGCCUAAUGCAAACCUCGAAAAUUAAAAAAUGUAUUUAAAACUCGUUUUGUAGUUUGGACAAAUUAAGUGAUGGGAUGAUCUGAAAUGUUCAAGAACUUUAAUUACCUUUACCAUAUUUGAAGAGAUAUCGUCAUUUUUAUAUCCCCGACUAUAGUAGUGGGGGACAUAUUGUUUUUGCCCUGUCUGUUGGUUUGUCUGUUGGUUGGUUUGCGUCAACUUUAACAUUUUGCAAUAACUUUUGCUAUAUUGAAGAUAGCAACUUCAUAUUUGGCAUGCAUGUGUAUCUCAUGAAGCUGCACAUUUUGAGUGGUGAAAGGUCAAGGUCAAGGUCAUCCUUCAAGGUCAGAGGUCAGAUAUAGGUGGCCAAAAUCGCUCAUUUUAAGAAUAUUUUUGCAAUAUUGAAGAUAGCAACUUCAUAUUUGGCAUGCAUGUGUAUCUCAUGGAGCUGCACAUUUUGAGUGGUGAAAGGUCAAGGUCAUCCUUCAAGGUCAGAGGUCAAAUAUAUGUGGCCCAAAUCGCUUAUUUUAUGAAUACUUUUGCAAUAUUGAAGAUAGCAACUUGAUAUUUGGCAUGCAUGUGUAUCUCAUGAAGCUGCACAUUUUGAGUGGUGAAAGGUCAAGGACAAGGUUAUCCUUCAAGGUCAGAGGUCAAAUAUAUGUGGCCCAAAUCGCUUAUUUUAUGAAUACUUUUGCAAUAUUGAAGAUAGCAACUUGAUAUUUGGCAUGCAUGUGUAUCUCGUGGAGCUGCACAUUUUGAGUGGUUAAAGGUCAAGGUCAUCCUUCAAGGUCAAGUAUAUGGGUCAAAAUUGCGCAUGUAAUGUCACUUCUGCAAUAUUGAAGCUAGCAAUUUCAUAUUUGAAAUGCGUGUGUAUCUCAAGGAGCUGCACAUUUUGAGUGGUGAAGCGUCAAGGUCAAGGUCAUCCUACAAGGUCAAACGUCAUAUAGGGGGACAUUGUGUUUCUCAAACACAUCUUGUUUUAUUUUGUUACGUAAUUUAUGCUUACUGGAUGAUAUCUAAAUAAAAUAACAGUGUAGGUUGAAGGAAUGUUCAGUGCAUCAAUGCCAUAACGUUUUUCUUUCAUGUAUUGAGAGUUAUUGCUCUUUUUGUUUUUAACUAUGAGAUAGAUUUUUCGGUAGAAAGGUAGAGCACAGGGUCGAUUACUCUUCUUUUCCAAAUUUUCACAUUUUAGCUAUAACCUCGUGAUUAUUAACGUCAUAAAAUUUGCCCGGAGCAUAUCUAAAAAAACUAUAUAAGAGUUAUCAGUUUGAAACUUCAUAUUGAGUCCACAAUCUUCUUAGAGGAAGUCAAAUUCUUAAGAUCUAUAACGCUUGCCUCCAUAUGUUGCCAUUUUGCCCACUUCUUCUCCUUUGUAUAUGUAUUUUCUACACUGUUUCUGGAUCACAACUUUAAUUUAUAUUGAACUUAAUCUUGAUUGGUAGUAACAUCUCCAUAAAGGAAAUUGUAAGACGCACACGUCUUCGUGCUACCAUAUGUUUUAUUGCUGCAAGUUAAAAUACGUAGCUUCAUAUCUAAAAACCAAGAGUUUUUAACUUAAAACCAAGUUAUAUCUCAUUGAAUGGAUGUGAAGCAUUGAAUGGAAGUGCAGCUUUCAAUAAUAUAAAAAAAUAACUCCUGCUUUCAUUAUUUAACGAGUAUGUUUGGUUAAUGUUCAUACUGAAACCUGGCGAAGACAUAUCGCGACGAUAAUUUUAGGUAUCAAGAUGAAUCAUUGGUUGGAAGCUCUCAUUUCAUGGGAAACCAGUUCUUAAGACCUGAUUUCCAAUGUCCUCUAAAAAGCGACAUUUGUGUGGGCAUAUUUUGGCACGACAAUUACAUAUUUGGUAUUCAAACAUUUUCAUAAUGUCUUGUUUCUUUUUUCCUGUGUGGAUUACAUUUGACAUUUAUGAAGACAAACAAUAUUCAGUCUGAAUGUAAAAUGAAUGUUAGAAUUUGCAUAUGCAAUUUUGGGACUUUACAAAAUGCACGAGAAGAACCAUAAAGGAUGAACAUUGAUAGUGUGUGUUGGCUUACAAACAAAAUAUUUGAUUAACGUAUGUUAUUGUAGUUUGUUAUUGUUGUUUUCAAAUUAUGCCAGGAAAUGUUAAUAAAGCUUUCGGCGUUA
Molecule: messenger RNA, 4767 nt
Organism: Dreissena polymorpha
Lineage: Eukaryota; Metazoa; Mollusca; Bivalvia; Myida; Dreissenidae
Product: E3 ubiquitin/ISG15 ligase TRIM25-like
Exons: 3
Coding region: 426-2051 (541 amino acids)
Molecular function (GO): zinc ion binding; protein binding
Source: RefSeq, a predicted model, not a curated record